Varanus komodoensis (Komodo dragon) is the source of this 3131-nucleotide messenger RNA. RefSeq names its product nuclear receptor subfamily 0 group B member 2 (gene NR0B2). Gene Ontology annotation, cellular component: cytoplasm; nucleus. The transcript is spliced from 2 exons. The record is from RefSeq and is a predicted model, not a curated record. Gene Ontology annotation, biological process: circadian rhythm; negative regulation of transcription by RNA polymerase II. Gene Ontology annotation, molecular function: transcription factor binding; transcription corepressor activity. Lineage: Eukaryota; Metazoa; Chordata; Lepidosauria; Squamata; Varanidae. Bases 717 to 1487 code for a protein of 256 amino acids.
UAGGGGAAAAUAGUAGACUUGGCUUCUCAGGUGCCCUUUGUAGUGAACUUAUUGGCACCCCACACCGCCCCUCUUUGUUAUCAGCAAGGAGCAACUGUUGUGAGUUAAACAACCUGUCAGUAAAUUAACUUCCAGGUUGCUUGUUUCAAGGCUAGAACUUUAUGAGCUGCUUUGCCACCAGGCUGGCGUUGCAGGGCUGUUAUCAGUGGGUGUCUGUGCGCGUGUGAACUCAUUGGCAGUGACCCCUGUGAUGUUCUGAAACCUGAUUGCACACCUGAAGCCUUGGUGCCAUGGUACAGGCUGGGUUAAUGACUUUGUUUAUACUGAUAAGGGCAAUCCAGAUAAGGCAGCCUCUCAGUCCUGAGUCUCCUGUCUCUGGCUGGCACCUUCAUUGAGAAAACCUUUCUCUGUGCUACGUGGAAAUUCCGCUUCUCCUCGGCCAAUCAGUUUCGGGCUGACUUGUUUUUCAAUGAACUGCUGCUGCUCAUCCAAGAGAGUUCAAGGCUACUGGAAGGGGUGGCUUGUUUCACCCCUUCCAGGGACCUUAUAAGUGCAGCUGAGAAGAAGCAGCCACAGGACGGACAGAGGCUGUGAGGUGACAGGAAAGUUCCUGUAGCAGCAAGUACUGGAAGCUUGUGCAAGGACCAGGUGUGCUCAGCUCUACAGCUGCGUGAAAAGCACUUUCUGUGAAGUGGCCCAGUAAGCUGUACUCCAGCAUGGACAUGGAAUAUGAGAAGUGCCCAUGCCAUCACGAAGAGAACCAAAAUGCCAUCCUGUACACCCUCCUGAGCCAGAACUUGACCCACCACAGCGGUGGAUGCAGCCCGUCCCAGCAGCGCUGCUUCUGCCACAAACGGCACACCGUCUGCCUGCAGACCCCCCAGGUCACCUGCCAGGCAGCCUCUGAUGUCUUGGUGAAGACCAUCAGCUUCAUGAAGAACCUUCCUUCCUUCCAGCUACUGCCCUGGGAAGACCAGCUGCUAUUGCUGGAUAGCUGCUGGGCUCCCCUUUUCCUCCUGGGCCUGGUCCAAGAGAUGGUGACAUUUGAGGUGAUGGAGACUCCAGCUCCAAGCAUGCUGGAGAGAAUCCUCCUCCACGGACAGUGCAAGAGGCAGGAGCUGCAGAGGGCGCGGCCAACCCUGGCCAGCGUACAGCGCCUCCAGUGCUGCUUGAACUCUUUCUGGAGCCUGGACCUGAGCCCCAAGGAGUAUGCCUACCUGAAGGGUGCAAUUCUCUUCAACCCUGACGUGCCUGGCCUAAAAGCUUCCGCUUACAUAGAGAGCCUCCAGCGAGAAGCACAGAGAGCACUCCAAGAAGUCCUCAUGCUGCUCCACCUGGAGGACCAAGGCCGCUUUGCCCACGUCCUGCUCAUCUCCUCCUCCCUGAAAUCCAUCCCUCCUGCCCUCAUAAGCGACCUCUUCUUCCAGCCGGUCAUUGGCAACACUGACAUUUUUGAGCUGCUUUCCGAAAUGCUACUCAUGAAGUAGCUCCUUCGGCCACGACAUCCUCAGGUGAGGCCGGCUUCAGCUUUGUGCUACAUGCUGAGAGGCGGCCCAGCACACCUGGAUAAUGCAGCGGAAGAGGGCACACGGCCUCCCAAUUAUACCUUUUCAGACAGAAAGGCAGCUGACUGCAGACACUUCCUUGCAUGGAGCUCAAAACACUCAAAAGCCAUAUGCAGUGCUGCUGUAACAACCACGACGGGGCACUUAGAGCGGGUGCCAACGGUUAGGGGGGAGGAGUAUCUUCUUCAGCAAAUGCUUCAGCAUUGCAAGCCACGUCCAGUCCAUGCAGGGCCUUGGCAACAUCUGUGAUCACCAUCUGUGAAGCGGGCAGUGGUGCAGCACGGGCAAGGUGCUCCCAUUAGAUCACAGAGGCCAAACUCCCUUGUGGCUGCCCCAAACCUUGCAAACCAAGAGGGUUGCAUGCAUCCAGUCAACUGUGGGAGGCGUUCCCACCCCCCGCAAAAACAUUUAGAUGGCCAAAACCGUUUUCCUCUUCUUGUGAGGAGGGAGUGUCGAGGCACCAGUUGGAUUUGGCAGAAGACUGUCUUCCAUUUUCCAAGGUCACAGUGGGGACUCCACAUUUUCUUAUAGCCAGCCAGACAACAUCUGCCAACCGUAGCAUUGCGCCUGAAGUCCCAGGUCUAAAAUUAUCUUGCUGCACCACUGGAAAUAGGGGCAAUGGCUACACUGUUCCUGUUCAAAACCACCUGCCUUACACACACUAUUACAUAGAUAUGUAUGGGCUUUUAUUCCAUGGCUUACCCCAACCCCAAGAACCCUGGGAGUUCUGCCUUAUGGGUCGCUGAACACUCUGCCAAGAGAAGCCCAUGUAGAACCACAGCCUGCAUGAUUUAGCUUGCUUUCUUUAAAAAAGAAAAAAGUUUAAGACAGAUCUGCUGAACCAUGGAAUUUGUACAAAAAACAGUCCUGCAUGUUCCUUUCAUUGCAUUCAGUUCCGGGUGCAAAUACUGCGACCCUUACCUGAGUCAUUGGAAACAAGUUCUCAGAAAUGUUUGAGCUGGCAUCAAGUUCUGGGUGUUAUUAUUUUGUGCCUAAGACACUUAAGUCCCAGCUUGCUUGGGAGUAUUUUUUUCUAAUGCUGCAGGCUGACUGGAGAGGACAAAAAGAUCCCUUGAGCAAACAUGCAGCAGCAAAGAGCCUGCUGAAGGUUACCUGAGUUGCUCCCCUUAUUCACACAGAAUUAUAAUACUCCAAGGCAACGAUACAGAAGAAAGCAAGACUUUUCCUCAUAUGACCCCUGUUCACUGUAAUUGCUACGAUACAGGGAGGGGUCUAGCUUGAGUUUGGAAUUUUAUCAAUAUUUAGUCUAUGCUUCUUAAUGACAUUCAAUACAGCUUAGGACAGAAGCCAUAAUUCUGCCUAACCAUGAUUCAUUCUUACAAUCUUCCAUGGCCGGGUCUCUGACUGCUCCAGACCUGUCGUCAUGUUCAUUUCCCCUGGGGUGACUGCCCUUCUCUCCUAUUUGUAGUGCUGUUAUAUGCUGGGUUGUACCACCUUUGCACAGAUUUCUCAUAUCAGUAUUUUGUGACUGGGUGCUUCCUUGUGAUUUGUAUGCUAAGUUAUUAUUUUUAAAAAAACAACAAAUAAAAACAUUUUUGCAGUUCA